GGCAUGCAUCAGUGGCCGACGUCGUCCACGUCGCAAAUGUUUACGUUGAUUUGUGUUGUGUCUGCUGUAAAAAGAGUAGGAUUGGUUUACCUCACUCGAUGAUUCCCAGGCACCUGCGAAUGCUGUCCGUCGUUUCGCCGCUAGUUUUAAAUGAUGCAGUCGUUGUGGGAGUGCAAGCGGCCGCCUUUGACAUGUGAAGUUCGAGCACCAUGAACACGGCCGUCAUCAUGAGGAAUUCGAAAGUCCGUACAUUUUUGUACGUGCUUUUAGGCUGCUGUAUGUUGUUCACGGUGUUCCUCUUGUCUUCCACGCACACCAAGUUAAAAGAUUCACAGGAAUCGAACGACAAGUGCCAGCAGCAGAGGGACUCGCUGUCUGCCCAACUCCAAGUUGUUUAUGAGCACAAAAGUCGUUUGGAAAAAACGCUACAACUGGAAACAACGGAUAGGAAAAAAGCUGAGGAUGCUGCAAAGACUCUCAGAGAUCAGGCAGAAAGAGAUCGGGCCGAUGCUCGAGACAAGAUCAAAAGCUUGCAGAAGGACCUGACAGAGUUUCAGAAUGGUACUUCACAAAACUCCAGUCAAAAUGCCUCAAAACAUGCAGCUUCACAAACAGAGGAGUUCAAGAACCUCAAGGCCAGCUUUGACACCCUUCAUCAGGAGAAAGAAAAGGUUGAUAACGAGUUGGCGAACCAUGUUGCCUUGCUUCAACAGGAGAGGGACUCCAAGACAAAGUUGGCGAGGCAGUUGGAAGAGCUCCUACAGUCCAGGAAGACGGAAGGCCAGUUAGAUCUGAUGCUUCAGAGACAACUGGAGACCUGUCGUGCUGAAACUUCUCAACUGUAUGCAAAGCUGCAGCAACAGAAUUUGGCUCAGUCUCAGCAUCUAGCAGUAAGCGGAGGCCACGACAAACCAGUUGCCAACAAUGCUGAUCUCUUGGCUGGUAAUGGAGCUGCGCAUGCCGCUGCUCCGCCACCUUCACUUGCACAAGGUGGCACUGAAGCCAAGGCCAGUGCAAAGGAGGACAAAGGAGCUGGAAAAAUGGGUCCCCCAUAUCAGGUGUCUGGGGCAGAAAGUUGGCCGCCAAAGGUUAUUGUUGGUGGGGAGGCCAGUGACAGUUUGAAACCGAUUGCCAGGAAUGCCAGGAAUCCAGCCCCUGCCGAACAAGUUUUGGGACCGCCCAAUGAGUUGGCUCUUCAGCAGUCUGGGAAGGGGAGCCCAACGGUUCCCCAUAAUGAGGGGAGGUUGUCUCCCGCUCCAGGAAAGUCUGCUGCUCACGCCAUGCCACUGCUGCUUCAGCCAGAGGACAAGCUCAACCGUGACAACAGCGAACGGUUUGCGCAGCCACAAAACCAAGUGCAGCCAGUUGGCCAGAAACCUAUGGUUGUGUCGCAACCAGGGGUUCCUCAAGUUUCAUUGCAACCUGUAUCUCAAGCAGAGCCUUCACAGCAGCCACCUGCGCAGCCUUUAGCACGACCUGUCGCACAGCCUGCAGUUCAGGUAGAGCCACAGUCUAUGCACAAACCUCCGAAGCAGCUGGCACAGCAGCUUGGAUUGAACCCGGGAGCACUGCCCCAAGCAAAGGGUCAGCUUGCACAAGCGAACUUAGGCCAGUACGCUGCCUUGGAGCAAGGCCACAAGCCUCUUGAUGCUGCAUCACUUCCCAUGGUGGGGCGUCUUCCGAAGCCUGCUGGACAGCCUGCCAUUGCUGGUCACUCUCAGGAGCUGCAGGAGUCUGUGGUGAAGCCUGCUCAACAACCUCCCAUGCAGUUACAGCCUGCUGUUGGGAACCAGGCACCUCCAGUCUUGCCAGCGCCUAGCAUUGCAAAAUCACAGCCACCAGCUGCUGGGGUGGAUGCCAAGAACCAUGGUCUCGCACAACCUGCACAGCCUAUGGAUGACUUAGGUGGGCUUCUGGACAACGUGGCUGGCCUGGAAAAGAUACCGAUAGGUGAUGGUGCGGUCCCAGCCAAAGCUGGGAGCUCUCGUGCAGGAGUAGUAGGUGCAGCUGUAAAAAAAUCCAUGGAUCUUGAGGAAGGGAACGAAUUGGAAGGCGGUGCAAACUACAAGGUGCUGUUGAACAAGGUGCCAAACAAUGGUGACGAUCUGCUGAUUGGCCAUGGCGGAAAGGCACUGGGGCCUAAGCUGGCACGCCCGAACCAACACCAGCAACUGGCUGCAGGAGGAAUUGGAGGUGGUGAAGACGACUUGGACUAUGCCAAUGCUGUGGUGAAGGAUGACGAUGCAGCCGAAGACCAAGAAGAUGAUGGUCCAUUUGGUGCAGAUUUGGGAAGAGGAAAGCCAAUGCCAGAUGCUGCUGAUUUCGAUGACCAGGGCGCUGAGGCUGACCCACUGCAACAGCAGCAGCCCAACAACAUCCCCGAAGAUGGCAUUGCAGCAAACCCCAAGUAGUGGCACAGCGCACUGCUUUGCUCCUUUCUUUUUUUUUUUUCCUUCGUCUCCAGUGGGCUAAGCACAAUUGUGGAGAAGCAUAAUGAUUUGACUGUACAGUUCAUCUGUGGAACGAGCCAAACAAGACUAAGCAGUGUUGCAGGUUUGACCUUGUGGGAGGAGUGAGCAGGGAAGUGUGUUUUGAGUGCUCUUGUGAGUGACAAUUAGAGGUGGGUUUCCCAAGUGUGCAGCGUUGUGAAAGAAGAAAGACUAGGAUUUCCAGAAGCCACAUUGUCUUCAGGAAGCCACUGCACAUACUGGAACGGACAUUUAGGUGCCACCCAGUUGUAAUUAUCGACAAGGCAUUUGUUUUUCAAGCCAGUUUUAUCAGAUCCACCAACAUGCUUCCAAGCUAAAAUGUGGUGGAUUGCUGAAUGCAUUUCAUAGGUACGGUUCCUUGCUUCAGCAGUUUGGUUAACUUUUCUUUUUCUUUUAAGUGUUGACCGAGAUUUUUGUGGGCACAGGGACAGGGGCUCCUUGAGAGCAGUUGUAUGCAAUAACUGGUGUGCUUGUUUGUUCCUUAUUGUGCUUGUUCUUAUCUUGUUCUCUUGUUCCUACAUCUGAAAUGGCCAUUAAAGGCUCUUUU
Messenger RNA from Dermacentor silvarum, 3036 nucleotides. Its product is annotated as Golgi integral membrane protein 4. Gene Ontology annotation, cellular component: Golgi membrane; Golgi apparatus. The transcript is spliced from 15 exons. The record is from RefSeq and is a predicted model, not a curated record. Bases 210 to 2411 code for a protein of 733 amino acids. Lineage: Eukaryota; Metazoa; Arthropoda; Arachnida; Ixodida; Ixodidae.